Molecule: messenger RNA, 561 nt
Organism: Leguminivora glycinivorella
Lineage: Eukaryota; Metazoa; Arthropoda; Insecta; Lepidoptera; Tortricidae
Exons: 3
Coding region: 1-561 (186 amino acids)
Source: RefSeq, a predicted model, not a curated record
AUGAGGGAGUGCGGGGUGGGCGAGCCACUGAGCCAGUGGUUCAGUGACUAUCUCACCGCGCGCUCCUACCGCGUGAAGGUGGGAUCGACGGUCGGCGACGAGCAGGCAGUGCGGUGUGGGGUGCCGCAGGGCUCGGGCUGCGGUCCCGUGUGCUACUUGCUGCACGUGAACAGCCUGUGCGGAGUGCUGCGGCACUGCUCGCCGCACAUGUUCGCCGACGACCUGUGCGUGCUGCGCGCCGGCGCCGCCGACGACCUCGCCGGCGUCUGCCGCGCGGUGCAGCAGGACGUCGACGCCGUACUCAAGUGGUCGCACGAUAAUGGCAUACGAAACUUAAAAGUAACUGCAAACCAAUCUAGAGCGUCCAACAAAAAACAGAUCAAAGGCACAACCGCCGAAAACGGCGAAAUGAACCCAAUUCUGAUAACGAUCGAAAGGUCUGUGGAGUGUCUGUUCAUGAAGGGUGAAUUUACAUUGGUGCGGACAGAAGAAAAUUACGAAACUUUGCUAGACAUGAAUUAUUUGGAACGAGGCUGGUCCAGAAAAUACACUGAUGGGUAG